Oppiella nova is the source of this 2398-nucleotide messenger RNA. Lineage: Eukaryota; Metazoa; Arthropoda; Arachnida; Sarcoptiformes; Oppiidae. The record is from the annotation of a GenBank genome assembly.
ACUCAAUGUUUGGAUGUUUUGAUGAUUUGUUUGUUUCGUUGAACUAAUCAUUAGUUUAUAUUUAGUGUCAAAAAGCGUUUCAUUGAAUCCAUGGAUAAAAUUGACUUAACGGCUUUUUCUGACCACAACUUCGAUGCCAUCGAUUGGAUCAACGGGUGGUUCGCCAGCAUUGAGGACAAGUCGGCCACCGAGACGUUGGCCACGAAUCUGGUGUUCAAUCUUCAGCUUCUGGUGCAAGAAGUGAACAACUCUUUGGGCGAAUCCGCGCAACAAAUGAUCCAUAAUUUGCCGAAAGUCUUGAGAGACGCCGAAACACUUCACGCGGACUCCGUUGAGCUGAAGAGGCAAAUGGUGUCCAACAAAGAAAAGCUGCACAAAAUGUCUUUGGAGUCAUCGAAGUCGAUGGAACGGCUCAUGGCUUUGGAUGUGAUUAAGACACGGAUGACCGACACGUGUAAAGCGCUGGAAGAGGCCGACAAUUGGACCACUCUUUGGACAGAUGUGGAGGAAGUGUUUGUGAGCGGAGACGUGUCGGCCAUCGCAUCCAAGUUAGUGGGAAUGCAAAGCAGUUUAGAUAUCCUCAUCGAUGUCACCGAUUAUGAACAGCGAGUUCAGCGACUGGAAGCGCUUAAAGACAAGUUUGAGGCAAUGAUUGAGUCCCAAGUCGUCAAUAGUUUUAUGUCUCAGACCACAGAUUCGGCACAUCUUUACGUCAAACUCUUUAAAGAUAUGAAACGAAUGCCUAAACUCAAGAGUUAUUAUCAUAAGUGCCUUAAAAAUCAGAUUCUUAUGGAGUGGAAGCGAAUCAUUGUUUUAGAUCCCGAAGAGAGUGUUAUCGAUUGGAUGAAUGGUUUGCAUGACUUUCUGUUGUCUUUAUGGCACUCACAGAUCACUUUCUGCUCGCAAAUACUAUUUCCCAGUGAUUUCGAGACCACAAUCGAGACUUUAAGUGAUAUAUUGGUCGAUGUCUUCUCAUCACUUGAUCCAAGUCUAACGCAUUGUAUCAAUGAAUGGAUUGGAAAGCAAAGCAAUCCAUUAGAAAGCGUUCACUUCAUUAUAGAUAUGAAACAAUUCACUCAUCAGUUCUGUAAGAGUAUUGAACUCAGUAUUGAAUCCAACCUUUCGGUCAAAUGUCUGCACAAACCAAGCGUUCAAUUAUUGGCUCAAGUCUUGUACUCUCCGUUCCAACAGUUGAUGGAUAAGUACAUCGAUUUGGAAAAGCAAUGUCUGGACCAACACCUCGAGGUUCUCGAGUCCAUUGGACAGCCGAGUGAGUCGUUGAGCAAAGCGUUUGCUUUCGCCAAAGAAGUGGAGAAACGGUGUCACCAGUUGUGCCAAUCAGUUGCCAUUCCACUACUUCUACCGGUUCUGCAAAACUAUUUCAAACAAUAUUUAUCUCAUUUCAAGUCAAUUGUCAAUCAAAUCCGAGAGAAGUCUGAUUCAGUAGAGAACAAGUCAUCGAUUCCAGACUUUUCUCUCUUCCAGUUGUCUCUCUUCACACUUCAAGCCAGCGGUGAACUCAUUGUCCAAACGGAGCUCUUCCAGCAACAGCUCUACACUGGACUCAUGGAAAUGGCCACAAAAGUUGGACCCAAUUCUGGUGAAGACACCAGCAGUCCAUUCACUCGUUUCGAUCAACUCAUACUAAAUCCGAAUAAUCGCAAAGAAUUAAUGAAUUUGUUGGACGUCUUGAUUGGCAGCGAAAGUGCGGCCAUUAUUCUGGAGUCAGUUGUGGAGGAAUGCAAACACAUCUGUUCGAUGAGCGCAUCGCUGGUCAUCGACUGUGCGCUCAAUUACAUCCAAAACCAUUUGAAUGAUGUCUUGAAACUGGUGUCGGAAUCGUUCAAAGAGAACGCCAUGAGCUGUGAGGAGGAAGACAUGCAUUCUUUCAGUCUGUCUCCACAGGAAUACAUCACUCAAAUCGGACAGUAUUUGCUGACAAUUCCUCAGCAUUUGGAGCCAUUCGUGUUGGAGGAGAACAUCGCCUUCAAAGUGUCCCUCAAAUACAGUCGACUCAAUAGGAACUACAGCUUCGAGCCGACCGUCAGCGACAAUAACGGCGCCGAAUAUCUCUUGGAUUGUAUGACACAGAGAGCGGUCGACGCAUACAUUAACAUAAUUAUGAAACUCAAGAAAAUCAAUAAUUUCGCGAAACAACAGCUCAUCACUGAUAUCAGCUAUUUGUGCGACGUUUUGGACGACUUGGGUCUCACUCCCGGACAACAGUUUCAACUAUUGCUGAAACUAUUGAAAGCCACUCCACAAGAGUUUCAAUCCAUUAAACAAAACAAUAAUUCAAUGUUUGUUAAGGCGAUUGAAUCGCUUCUCUCGAAAGGCGCUUAAAUUCAUACAUAUUUUGGGAUUAAAUAAACUUUUAAUAUAUUUAUUACACUUAAAA